Verticillium alfalfae VaMs.102 is the source of this 657-nucleotide messenger RNA. RefSeq lists its product with no specific name. The transcript has a single exon. Bases 1 to 657 code for a protein of 218 amino acids. Lineage: Eukaryota; Fungi; Ascomycota; Sordariomycetes; Glomerellales; Plectosphaerellaceae. The record is from RefSeq and is a predicted model, not a curated record.
AUGGACUACUUCAAAUCAUUACCAUGGUUCGACGCUCUGACUAAGGAGCCAGGCUUUGAGACGUUUACCCCAGUCAGCCGCUCCAACGAAGAUUACGACGACGAUAAGGUUCCGAAAAACCAACUUCUGCGCCGGACCCUCAACAAUAGGGACGCGAUACCGCACUGCGUCGGCUUCUACAUGAAGCACACUCCACCGCAUGUCGAAGGACAUAAAAUAAGCGCUUCGAACUCAGUUGUGACCGAAAAGUCGCCCAAGAAGAGAUUCUUGGUACCAUCAUGUUCCGUUGCAUACGAUCUGCGUCCGGGAGUCAAUGGUUUAAACGGUACCGUUCAAGGUGGCUUUGCAGCAGCCCUGAUGGACGAUACAAUGAUCGACGUGAUCAUACUCAAUGACGAGGCGCAGCAACGCUAUGGAAUCGAAGGAGAGCUACCUGCGGACGUCGUGGACCUUCGUAGACAACACGCCGCCACUGCGUACAUCAACGUACAAUUUCGGAAGCCAAUUUUCACCCCGCAGGUUGUCGUUGUCACAGCUUCUCCAGUCAGCCUGAAGGGGCGCAAAUUGAUUCUCAGCGCCGAGAUUAAGGAUGAAAAAGGCGACAUCUGUGUCACAUGUGAAUCAUUGCUUAUCGGACUUCUCAAGGAGAAGAUUUGA